Molecule: messenger RNA, 3079 nt
Organism: Oncorhynchus keta (chum salmon)
Lineage: Eukaryota; Metazoa; Chordata; Actinopteri; Salmoniformes; Salmonidae
Product: FXYD domain-containing ion transport regulator 6-like
Exons: 7
Coding region: 511-846 (111 amino acids)
Biological process (GO): regulation of sodium ion transmembrane transporter activity
Cellular component (GO): membrane
Molecular function (GO): sodium channel regulator activity
Source: RefSeq, a predicted model, not a curated record
UGUACUUUUCUACUGCUCCCUAAUGUCAGUCUCUCUCUCUCUCCAGUCUCCCAAUACUGAUGGUUUAACACAGACUACACUGUAGCUUACAACAAAAACACAAUCAGUGUAUAUUUGUAACCGGUUGGCGCGCCGAAAGCUACGGGUAGAUGGCUAGACGCUCACGAACAUCAACAGUGGGUCGUGUGUGUGAGGUAGAGAGAGUGGGAGACAGACAGACAGAAAGAACGUGAUAGACAUCAAGAGACCUUUUGUAAUCAAUACAAACAGAAGAAACAUUGAGAUUCUCCAACAAAGAUAUUGGCAAACUAUUUUUACGUUUUGCAUUCUAAGUGCGCGAGACGAUCAAUAACCCUUCGUGGGACUGCAAUUGAACAGUGAGUGAGAAGGCACAUAUUAUAAAAAUUGAAACAAUAAUUACGCUUUGCGAGAAGAAGCUGAUCAUUGUCCUGGAUUGGAUUGGGGUCAAUCAAUUUGUAGCUCAACGUCAAGAUAAUAGAAAGAGUUACCAUGGAAACUGUUCUGUUCUUCCUCUUUUCACUCCUGGUGUAUGUGGCUGUGCCUGUAUUUUCAGAUGGUGAAAAGGAGAAGAAAGAGGUGGACCCAUUUGUCUAUGACUAUCAUAGCCUGCGGAUCUGUGGACUGGUCUUUGGUGUGGUACUCUUCGCGCUGGGCAUCCUCCUCAUCCUCAGUAAGUCUUCAUAUUUCAGCCGAAAAUGUCGCUGCUGUCCCAAUCAGGAGAAGAAGCUCAAGGCCCCUGGAGACGAAGAGGCUACGGCAGAGACCCUGAUCGUGUCCAAAGCUAAGGAGCCAGAGCCAGAGCCUGAAGCUAAGGCUGAGAACUGAGUCAGCCCAACCAGACUGCCUCCCCACCUGACUGACGAUCAACCAUAUCUGCCACUGAACAACCAGUGUUGGAAAAAGUACCCAACUGUCAUAUUUGAGUAAAAGUAAAGAUUCCUUAAUAGAAAAUGACUCAAGUAAUAGUGAAAGUCGCCCAGUAAAAUACUACUUGAGUAAUAGUCCAAAAGUAUUUGAUUUUAAAUAUACUUAAGUAUCAAAAGUAAAUGUAAUCUCAAAAUUAUAUCAAAGUAUAAAUCAUUUCAAAUUCCUUAUAUUAGGCAAACCAGGAUGGUCAUGGGCACACUUCAAACACUCAGACAUCAUUUACAAACUAAGCAUUUGUGUUUAGUGAGACCGCCAGAUCAGAGGCAGUAGGGAUGACCAGGGAUGUUCUCUUAAAAUGUGUGAAUUGGACCAUUUUACUGUUCUGUUAAGCAUUCAAAAUGUAACGAGUACUUUUGGUUGUCAGGGAAAAUGUAUGGAGUAAAAAGUACAUUAUUUUCUUUAGCUGUAAAGGUAAAAGUUGUCAAAAAUAUAAAUAGUAAAGUACUUAAGUGGUACUUUAAAGUAUUUUUACUUAAGUACUUUACACCACUGUGAACCACUACCUAAGGACCAACACAAUAAUGAUGAUGACGAUGGCAACAAAGAUGAUGACGCUGACAAAGAUGACGCAGACGAAUUAUGAAGACGAUGCAACAGGAAUACUGUGCGACCACAGAACAAGGGAUAGGAGUGUGUAGAGGUGGGUGGGGGGGGAUAAUGCAGAUGUAAAUAAACCUUGAACCUAUCGUUCCGUGCUCUGUGCCCAUGUACGUGUCUCAGUGAUCUCCUGUGUACCUGUGCCUUUCUGCGAACAGUCUGUCUCCAGUUUGUCGUCUUAGCCAGUGACACCGUUUUGCAGAUCGCCUUUACCACAGUUCUUAAUAAUUGGAGAUGUGUCAAGAAAUGUUGUUCGUGUUUAGCUUAUAUUCUGGUAUUUCUAUCGUCUUUAGGUUCUAGACGUUACUGUUUGCUACAUUUUUUCAGAGUUGUUAUUAUCACUUUCACUCUUGUAACAAUUGUCCUUAAUGACGUUUAUCACGUGGUAGAUUAUAUACAAUAUAUACACUACCGUUCAAAAGUUUGGGGUCACUUAGAAAUGUCCUUGUUUUUUUAAAGAAAAGUGCAUUUUAUGUCCAUUAAAAUAACAUCAAAUUGAUCAGAAAUACAGUGUAGACAUUGUUAAUGUUGUGAAUGAAUACUGUAGCUGGAAACUGCAAUUUCUUUUAUGAAUAUCUACAUAGGAGUGCAGAGGCCCAUUAUCAGCAACCAUCACUCCUGUUUUGCCAAUUUUGUUAAAAAAAAUUAAACAAGGACAUUUCUAAGUGGCCCAAAACUUUUGAACUGUAGUGUACAUGUAAUAUAUACUAGUAUAAAUACCCUAUACACAGUAUACAGUUCUAGCUAUAUAUAUUUCAAUAUAUGUGUGCAUGUGUGGGUACAUGAGUUUGGGUGGUUUGUAUGUGUGUCUGAGAGGUUGUGUGUAUUUGGCUGUGUUGCGCCUCACACACACGAGAAUGCAACUGCCACAGUUUGCUGACCAAGCACAAGAAUGCAUCAGAGUUAACUAGGAGCUCACCAACAGUAGUCACUGUAGUGAAGUGAGCUCCUACAUCAGCUGUAUCACUGCCUUGUCCUAGACAACCAUCCAAUCUAGUCUCCUGCUCUGUCAUUGGCCGAGCCGGGGCGAUACCGCCCUCAGAGGCAGGCUACGAUUGGACGGUUCCCACACCCACACCAGUGCGGCAAAUCUGUCUCCUCUUAUUGUUUAGUUGAGAGGUUACGGUAGCCGGUUGCAAAAAUCAGUCUCAACCCAUGGUGUCUCUCUGUUUAGCGUUGUGUGAUCGACCAUGCGUUUAGUUAGUGAGAGAGCGGGUCUUACGUGCGACUGAGAGAGUGUGUGUAGAUGCUAAGUGUGCCAGAGUCAUAGUUUUAGCCGCCAGAAUUAGGUGAAGGAAAUCAAAGAAAAAGAUCAUUUGCUCUGUGUCAGACGCCAGGUAAAGCUUAGGGUCACGCGGUCAGAUGCAUAUGGAGUCUUAUGCAGAGUGUCAUUGUUACAACCAACAGCAACAACCACAAAACACACUGCCACGACAAUAAGUAACUCACUCUGUUCACUCUGUGCAUGAGGUUGUACUGUAUAGCUGUAUUUUGUGCUUUUGACAUCGAAAUAAAAGAGUCUUAUCGCCAAUAA